AUGCGCACGGAUUUCCUCCCGCCCAACCGCCUUGUCCCGUCAUCGAUUCACCUCCCCCGAUUCGGCCGAGUGAAGCGGGAUGUUCUCGUUGCGACACGCGGUAAGAUGGGCUUUCGUAUUACGACGUGGAACGGUAAGGACUUCUCGUUACCCAUUGACAACAACCUCGACGCUGACAGAUUUCAAGUCAACGGCAUUAGAAAUCCUUUUGGGUAUCAGCCAUGGAGAGAAAAGCGUACUUUCCAGGCGAUGUUCGAUAUUCUCGAAGCCGACAUUGUUGUGAUGCAAGAGACUAAGAUUCAGCGAAAAGACUUGACGGAUGAUAUGGUUCUAGUUCCUGGAUGGGAUGCAUACUUCAGUCUACCGAGGCACAAGAAAGGGUACUCUGGCGUUGCCAUAUACACGCGAAAUGCCACCUGUGCACCUAUUAGGGCUGAAGAAGGCAUAUUGGGUGUGCUCUGCCCUCCCAAAUCAUCGACGCAGUUCCGGAACCUACCCAAAGACCAACAGAUUGGAGGCUACCCAAGGCCAGAGCAGCUCCCGGGAAACAUUGACGAAUUGCUAUUGGACUCCGAAGGGAGAUGCGUCGUUCUCGAAUUUCCUGCCUUUGUGCUCUUGGGUGUCUACAGCCCAGCUAACCGCGAUGAGUCAAGGGUGGAAUUUCGCAUGGAGUUUCUGCAGGCCCUUGAUGCUAGGGUGCGAAACUUGGUCGCAGAGGGCAAGCAGGUGGUUUUGGUGGGGGACUUGAACGUGAGUCGCUCCGUGCCCGACUCCACCAACGUUGUCGAGAACCUUCGAAAAGAAGGUCUGAGCAUCGAGGAGUGGAUGAACCUACCCUCACGCCGCCUCUUCAAUCAUCUGGUCUACGGAGGCACGGUGCAAGGAGAUCGGGACGAAGGGCGGGAGCAGCCUGUGCUGUGGGAUCUAUGCAGAGAAUUCCACCCCGCACGAGAGGGCAUGAACACAUGCUGGGAUACGAAACGAAACACACGACCAGCCAACAACGGCAGCCGGAUCGACUACGUGCUCUGCAGCAAUGGGCUGAGAGACUGGUUCACAGAGGCCAACAUCCAGGAGGGCCUGAUGGGAUCUGAUCACUGCCCGGUUUUUGCCACGCUAGCUGACGUCGUUGCGACUGGCACCGAAAAGGUGCCGUUGUUGAACCUUGUCAAUCCAGCUGGCAUGGUUGGCAGGGACGGUCGACGCCUCCGUGAAUGGCAUCUGAAGGACGUCUUGCCCUUAUCAGCCAAGCUGAUUCCUGAGUUCGACCGGCGACAGAGCAUCCGGGACAUGUUUACGAGGAAAGCUGGCGCUAAGCUGUCGAGCUACUCUUCGUCACUGGCGCCUUCCAGCGCCACAGAGUCUACCCCAGAAGGAGAGGCAGUGGUCGACUUGGCACGCUUGGAGACGAAGCCAAAGACGAACCACGCUCAUCACAGGCUCGGACUGAGCGGCGCUAGCCACUCCGCAGAUUCAAAAUCGCCAACUGGGUCGGGGUCAGAGGCGCCAUCCACAAAACGUGCUGCGGGGUCCGUCGAUCGUGCUCAACCACCCUCUCCAAAGCGCAACAAAGUGGUUGACACUGGUGCCCACGCUAAUCUGGGCGCCACGGAAAGGAAGAAUGCCAGAAGCUCUCGCGCUGGCAUCAAAGGGCAAAAAACUCUACAGGGCUUUUUUCAGCCCUCAACCACUAACCGGAUGCCAGGGAGAAAAGACAGCGACACCACCACAAGUACCAGCGCCAAUGCCAACGCCCCAUUUUCUUGCGAGCAAACAACAACGCAGCCCUCCGAGCCCCUGUCGUCACACCAAGCCCAGCUAGCUUCCCCGGUUGCAAAUCUGCCACUAGAGACAAGCGGCGGUAAUUGGUCGGAAGGGUUGCCGGAUCCAGCGUUUCCAGCGUCUCCAGCCAAGUCAGCUCCUGAAGCCUCCUCUCAACCGACGGAUGCUGCUGCCAGGGUGUUUGAUCCAAUUCAAGCAAAGGAAUCCUGGUCGAAACUUCUGGGAAGACGGACGCUUCCCCGAUGCGAGCAUAAUGAGCCCUGUAUCAGCCUCACCACGAAAAAGCCAGGUGCGAAUUGUGUUGUUGGCUCGUUUGCUCCCACUACACCUCUCCUCUUAGCGGAUGCUGUUGGUUGCUAG
Messenger RNA from Trichoderma aggressivum f. europaeum, 2142 nucleotides. RefSeq lists its product as uncharacterized. Gene Ontology annotation, biological process: base-excision repair. Gene Ontology annotation, molecular function: double-stranded DNA 3'-5' DNA exonuclease activity; endonuclease activity; DNA-(apurinic or apyrimidinic site) endonuclease activity. The transcript is spliced from 6 exons. The record is from RefSeq and is a predicted model, not a curated record. The coding region runs from base 1 to 2142 and encodes 713 amino acids. Gene Ontology annotation, cellular component: nucleus. NCBI's taxonomy places the organism in Eukaryota, Fungi, Ascomycota, Sordariomycetes, Hypocreales, Hypocreaceae.